CUGUCUGGCUCUGUGGUAUUUAUCAGUCGUCUGCUCCACUGGAGACCAUGGGAGGCAGAGCCAGGACACCUACCCUCACUGCCCUUGUCUGCCUCGGGCUGUGUCGGGGCCCAUGGAACCAGGUACAGGUGGGAGCCCUCCCAAAACCCUUCAUCUGGGCUGACCGCUCCAUGGUCACUGCGGGGAGCACUGUGACCAUCGGGUGUCAGGGAUCUGUGCAGGCUGAUGUCUACCAUCUGUAUAAAGACAGAGGCUCUAAACCCUUCGAUACAAAGGCCCCACAGGACUCCAGCAACAAGGCCAAUUUCUCCAUUGACUCUGUGAGCUCACACAAUGCAGGGCUAUUUCAGUGUGCAUAUCACACACGCAGCAAGGGCUCGUCAGAGCACAGUGACCCCCUGCCCCUGGUGGUGACAGGAGUGCUCAAUGCACCCUCCCUCUCAGCCCACCCAGGCCCUGUGGUGGUGUCAGGAAUGAAUGUGUCCCUCUCCUGUAGCUCACAGUUCACAAGGGGCAUGUUCCAUCUGCUGAAGGAGGCAGGAGCUGACCUGUCAAGACACAUGGAAUCAAGGAUCUAUCAAUGGAGGUGGCGGGCUGUCUUCCUUGUGGGCCCCGUGAACACCUCCCAUGGAGGGACCUACAGGUGCUAUGGUUCUCACAGCUCCUACCCCUAUGUGUGGUCACACCCCAGCGACCCUCUGCAUCUCGAGGUCACAGGUGUGUACAGGGAGCCCUCCCUCUCAGCCCAGCCGGGCUUCCUGGUGCUGUCUGGAGACAACCUGACCCUCCAGUGUCACUCAGAGGCCGGCUUUGACAGAUUUGCUCUAACCAAGGACGAGGGGCUCACACACCCCCAGCGUCUUCAGGGUCAGCACAGCCCUGACUUCCCCCUGGGCCAUGUGAACUACACCCACGGGGGCCAGUACAGAUGCUACAGUGGACACAACCUCUCCUAUGCAUGGUCAGCCCCCAGUGCCCCCCUGGACAUCCUGAUUGCGGGAAUGUACGAGAAACCCUCCCUCUCAGCCCAGCCGGGGCCCUCAGUGUCCUGGGGAGAGUACAUGACCCUGCAGUGUUGCUCUGAGAUCCACUUGGAUACCUUCCAUCUGUCCAAGGAGGGGUCACUUGAUCCUCCCCAGCACCUUCAUCUGCAGGACAUGCCUGCACCAUUUCAGGCCAACUUCACCAUCAGUCCCGUGAUCUCAGACCACGAGGGGACCUACAGGUGCUAUGGUUCAGACAGCACCUACCCCUACUUGUUGUCACUCCCCAGUGACCCCUUGGAGCUCCUGGUCUCAGGCUCACAUCCUCAAGACUACACAGUGGAGAAUCUCAUCCGGAUGGGGGUGGCUGCCGUAAUCCUGGUGGUCCUCGGGAUUCUGCUCUUUCAGGCUCGGCACAGCCUGAGAAGACCCCAGGAUGCAGCCAGGAGGUAGACACAAAAGAGAACAAGGCACUGUUCAGAGAGGUAGAGGCUUGUAAAUAAAUCUUGUGUGCCCAGGAGGUUCUGGAAGAACAUCCGGGGCAUAUGUAGUGUGAACUGUCUACAGGUCAUUGCAAGGUGGAGGAAUCAUUGUCCAUGUGCAGAGACAAUGUUUGGACUCUUCUGCCAAUAAACUGUGGAACAU
Ceratotherium simum simum (southern white rhinoceros) is the source of this 1628-nucleotide messenger RNA. Its product is annotated as leukocyte immunoglobulin-like receptor subfamily A member 6. Lineage: Eukaryota; Metazoa; Chordata; Mammalia; Perissodactyla; Rhinocerotidae. Gene Ontology annotation, molecular function: inhibitory MHC class I receptor activity. Gene Ontology annotation, biological process: immune response-regulating signaling pathway; cytokine-mediated signaling pathway. The record is from RefSeq and is a predicted model, not a curated record. Gene Ontology annotation, cellular component: plasma membrane.